AUGAACAACUACCCGGCAGACCCUCUAAAAACCCUCAUUGACUCUGGAGCCACAUCGAACUUCAUCUCUCCCUCGAUUGUGGAAAAAUAUAAAAUCCCAAAAACCCAACUCAAAAAUCCACGAGUUGUGAGAAUGUUAGAUGGUACUAUCUCCCAGACUGGUCGCAUUUGGCACCAGGUGCAACUCGCGGUCUUGGCCAAUGGCCACCCCCACACUAUCCCAUUUCUUGUUUGCCCCAUUGGCAACAACCCGGCAAUCUUAGGCAUGACAUGGUUAACGGCAGAAGCUCCUCUUAUUGAUUGGCAACAGGGACUAGUCACAUUCCCUGAACAAAUUCAGAUUGCCUCCGAGGAAGAAGCAGACUCGGACCCAUUAGUAGACCUUCCCCCUCAGUACCACGAGUUUGCUAAAGUCUUUGGUGAAGAAGAAUUUAAGGUCCUCCCUCCACAUAGGGAGUACAACAUCUCUAUAGACCUUAUUCCAGAUGCCAAACUAACCCCUGGUCCCAUAUACGGCAUGACUGAUGCGGAAUCUAAAGCGCUCAAACAACACAUUGACGAGGAGUUAGCCACAGGCAAGAUCCGCCCUAGUACUUCCUCAACAGGCGCCCCGGUCAUGUUUGUAAAGAAGGCAGAUGGAUCUCUUAGGCUGGUUGUGGACUACCGAAAGCUCAAUGAUGUAACCCACAAGAACGUAUACCCGCUUCCAAGACAGGAUGACCUCAUGGCAAAGUUAAGACAUGCCAAGAUAUUUACAAAGCUCGACCUACGCUGGGGUUACAAUAAUGUCAGGAUCAAGGAAGGGGAUGAAUGGAAGACAGCGUUCAGGACUAAAUACGGGCUGUUUGAGUAUCUGGUCAUGCCUUUUGGCCUCACCAACGCCCCAGCCGCCUUCCAGCAUUUUAUGAAUGAUCUAUUCAGGGACCUGAUUGACGUAAAUGUGGUUAUCUAUCUAGACGACAUCCUCAUCUUCUCUGAAAAACCAGAAGACCACCCAGCCCAUCUGUCCAAGUGCCAUUUUCACGUCAAUACGGUAGAUUACUUGGGUAUUGUCAUAUCACCUGCCGGCUUCUCCAUGGACCAGAAAAAGAUCAAGGCAGUCACGUCAUGGCCACAACCCAAGACAGUUAAACAGGUUCAGGCUUUCCUAGGGUUUGUAAAUUACCUCCGCUGGUUCAUCCCCAACUUUAGCUCCGUUGCGCGCCCCCUGCAUAAUCUCACCAAAAAGGAAACCCCUUGGUCAUGGGGUAACCCAGAAGAAGCCGCAUUCCAGGAACUAAAGCUCCUUGUCACCCAAUCACCAGUCCUUGUCCAUUCCAACCCGGAUCUACCCUAUUACCUUGAAACAGACGCAUCAGGGGUAGCAAUGGGAGCCAUACUCAGUCAACGAGUGGCAUACAUGUCCAAGUCCUUCUCCGGCGCCAAAGCUAAUUAUGACACACACAAUAAAGAAUUAUUGGCAAUCAUUAAGGCACUGGAGGAAUGGCGAAUCUUCUUAGAAGCAACGGAUAGACCCAUUCAGGUGUUCACUGACCAUCAAACCUGGAGUACUGGAUGCAGGCACGAACCUUCAAUUGUAGACACGCCCGUCCGGAAAACCAGAUGCUCUAUCCAGAAGAUGGACUACACGGAUGAGCCGAGAGAACCAGAGGUCAUGCUCCCAGCAGAAUUGAGGGAAGACCCUUCCCUGGACCAGAUCAUCCAAUUCCUGACAGAAGAUGCAGAUAAUGCGCCUCCCUCCAUCCAAAAGGCCUAUGAGAUUAUGACUGGGAGGAAGACCUCUUAUGGUAUCGCGGAAAAUUGGACAACAGAGAACCCUGGAACUCCUCAGCGAAACUACUGGUGGCCAGGCAUGAAGUCAUCCGCCAAGGAAUGGGUGGAAUGCUGCCCCACUUGUCAAGCCAAUCGUCGCGCACAUAACCCGGUCAUAGCCCUAAAACCCUUAGAAGUUCCCCCCUUUCCAUUUCACACCAUCUCCUAUGACUUCAUCACGGGUUUUCCCAAGUCAGAAGGACAUGACGCAAUCCUGGUAGUCAUUGACUCGUUCUCCAAACUAGGCCACUUCAUCCCUACCUCAAAAAAGGUUUCAGCAAAAGGCCUGGCUGAUCUCUUUAUCUCCCACAUUUGGAAACUUCAUGGGCUCCCUGGCUCUCUACCAACGAUUGGGAAUCAAACCUUCCUUCUCCUGGCCUAUCACCCUGAAUCAGACGGCCAAACGGAACGUGUCAACCAAUUUAUUGAGUUCUACCUAAGGUCUUAUGUAGCAGCGGAUCAUUCAGAUUGGGUUAAGUGGUUACCACUUGCGGAGUAUGCCUAUAACAACGCCAAGCACUCAGCUACUGGAAAAACCCCAUUCGAGUUGAUUUAUGGCAGAAACCCAAUCAUGAACCCGUCAAACAUCCCUGCAAACGUCCCAGAAGCAGACCUCGUGGCAGAUACCCUAGCCAGGGAAUGGAAGGAAGCCAAGGCAGCCCUUAGAAUGAGCAAGGAACGAAUGGCAAGGGAUAAAGGAACAGUCCCGGAAUAUUCAAUAGGAGAAAAAGUCUGGUUAGAUGGAAGAAACGUAGAACUUAGGACAAAUUCCAACAAGUUAGACCCCAAGCGACUAGGUCCUUUUGAGGUAUUAGAAAAGGUAUCCAGUCACGCGUACCGCCUCAAACUACCGGAAACCCUUAAAAUCCACAACGUAUUCUAUGUGGGAUUGUUAUCCAGGGUACACGUAUCCCCAAGCCAACCAUUUCCAGAAAGGCCCCCUCCUGAAACAAUAGAAGGGGAAGAAGAGUAUGAGGUGGAACAAAUCAUUGACUCCAAAAGACAACGGGGAAAAUGGUUCUACCUGAUCAAAUGGAAGGGUUAUGGCCCGGAAGACAACUCCUGGGAACCAGAAGAACUCCUAGAGCACAGCCAGGAGGAGAUCCAACGCUUCAACAAGUCGCGACUGAAAAAGGCUCGUGACUCCGCCAAGAGCCUUUAA
Molecule: messenger RNA, 2973 nt
Organism: Rhizoctonia solani
Lineage: Eukaryota; Fungi; Basidiomycota; Agaricomycetes; Cantharellales; Ceratobasidiaceae
Product: Retrotransposable element Tf2 protein
Exons: 7
Coding region: 1-2973 (990 amino acids)
Biological process (GO): DNA integration
Molecular function (GO): nucleic acid binding
Source: RefSeq, a predicted model, not a curated record